Amphiprion ocellaris (clown anemonefish) is the source of this 3669-nucleotide messenger RNA. RefSeq names its product progestin and adipoQ receptor family member VIII (gene paqr8). The record is from RefSeq and is a predicted model, not a curated record. Gene Ontology annotation, cellular component: plasma membrane. Lineage: Eukaryota; Metazoa; Chordata; Actinopteri; Pomacentridae. Gene Ontology annotation, molecular function: steroid binding; nuclear steroid receptor activity. The coding region runs from base 2242 to 3513 and encodes 423 amino acids. Gene Ontology annotation, biological process: response to steroid hormone. The transcript has 3 exons.
GACUCAUAAAUGAACACAAUGUGUGACUGCCGGUGAUAUGGCUGCUAUCUGAUUUGUUUAAUUGCAGUUAGUGUUUAACCUGAUCCAGUAUUCUGUUCAUAGAUAGCAUACAGGUGAAUGUAAAGCUCAGAAAUGCAGCUGCAGGAGUUCAGUUCUUGCUAAACCGGUCGUGGUGAGUUAAUCUGCGUACAGAAAUUCCUCAGUGUGUUUCUCACAGGUUUGAGUGCAGCUUUUAUUAACUUUCUCCUCCAGUUUUAAUCCUCCUUAAGCUCAGACUUCACUCUCUCCUGGUUCUCUUUUAUCCCAUCCCCACCUUCGUACCUCACGGAACAGACUGAUGCACUCCAAAAAUGACUCAGAAACACACCGUGGGUUCUUAUUAGGUUACAAGACAUUACAGGAGCUCAUUUGGUACUUCAAAAACUUGGAAACAAGAGGUGUAUUCCUAAUCCUAGGCAUAACUCUGUACUAUUAAACUUUACAUCGCUGUUUACAGAGACCUUGAGGGUGACAAUUCAGGAAGUUCUCAGCCUCACCUGGAAACAAACAGAAGGCAGAACUCCCAUUUUGGGGUGUAACUGUAAAAUAUAAAGUCUGAUAUCAGCGCCCACUGAAGCACAAAUGUUUGACACAAUCAAAGCAAACAGGAGAGGAAAGUUUGGAGAUGAAUUGUUUCACCAGAGCGAUGCGUCCGUCCAGCCAUCCAUCCAUCCAACCGUCCGUCCGUCCGUCCAUCCAUACAUACAUACAUACAUCUAUCCAUCCAUCCAUCCAACCAACCAUCCAUCCAUCCAUCCAUCCAUCCAUCCAUACAUCUAUCCGUCCAUCCAUCCAUACAUCCAUCCAUACAUCCAUCUAUACAUCCAUCCAGCUAUCCAUCCAUACAUACAUACAUACAUACAUCUAUCCAUCCAUCCAUCCAACCAACCAUCCAUCCAUCCAUCCAUCCAUACAUCUAUCCGUCUAUCCAUCCAUACAUCCAUCUAUACAUCCAUCCAGCUAUCCGUCCAUACAUCCAUACAUCCGUCCAUCCAUCCAACCAUCCUUCCGUCCGUCCGUCCAUCCAUCCAUCCAUCCAUCCAUCAUCCAUCCAUACAUCCAUACAUCCAUCCAUCCAUCAUCCAUCCAUACAUCUAUCCGUCCAUCCAUCCAUACAUCCAUCUAUACAUCCAUCAGCUAUCCGUCCAUACAUCCAUACAUCCGUCCAUCCAUCCAACCAUCCUUCCGUCCGUCCGUCCGUCCAUCCAUCCAUCCAUCCAUACAUACAUCCAUCCAUACAUACAUACAUCUAUCCAUCUAUCCAUCCAUCCAACCAACCAUCCAUCCAUCCAUACAUCCAUACAUCCAUCCAUACAUCUAUCCAUCCAUACAUCCAUCCAGCUGUCCGUCCAUACAUCCAUCCAUCCAUCCAUCCAUCCAUACAGCACAGGGAGCAGAAGCAACCAAAUGUGGAUUUAAUCUGUUGCCCCGAUGCAGUUUACUGAUCUGACCUGGCAUUUGUAGAAGUCACACAGUGACGGAUGCAUUGUCCUGGACCAGCUCGCCUUUUUGCUUUGAUUGCUGCAAACGCUGGGGUUCUUGUGGACAGUGAUAUACUGAUUUAUAGAAUAAAAUGGGAGUUCCACCCCUUUUUUCCAGGCGAGGCAGAGAACUUUAAGAAAUACCCAUAUCAGUUCCCCUAAAAACUUUCCUCUCCUGGCAAAGAAAUGACUAAUACUAGUGUUUUUGUGAACAGUUUUGCCCCAGAAUGGGAGUUAUGCCAUUUGUUUCCAGGUGGGACCAAGACGCUUUUAAAGUACCCAUAAUAAUUAUCCCUGAAGCUCUCCUUGCAAAGAAAUGACAUAUAUAUUUGGGUUUUUGUGUGCAGUGGUUUAAGACUUUAUAGUACAGUUCUGCUCCAGACUGUAAUGGUUCCCAUUGAAGCUCUUCUUGCACGGAAAUGACAACAUUCACUCCAGUUUUUGAGAUGUAAGGCUUUAUAGUGUGCAGUAGUGCCACAAAAUGGAAGUUAAGCUUGUUUUAUGCUUGAUGUGUCCGUGCAGCUCCAUGCGGACCAAUUACGUCAUUUUAGCCACGCCCCCUCAAACCGCCCUUCUCAAGAGGAAAAUUCCAAACUUUUUCUAACUACGUGGAUGGAGACGUGGAAAACUGGCAGAAGAACAGGAGCUCCUAGCAGAAGUUCAGAAAUCCAGACAUUUAUAGAUUCAUCACACAGAGAUCACCGUGGUAACCGGGUUAUCAAUGAUUCAUGGUGGGAAAUUAAAACUAACUGCUGUAAUGCAGCUAUUCGGUAAAAGGCCAUGUUGUUGGGAGCAGACGGAGGAUAAAAACCACACGUUCUCUCGAGUGGAUUUCCAAGCGUCUCUGCUCGGCUCGUUUGUGCAGAAAGCAGAACACCCCUUUGUUUUCAGGGCGUCCUCUCCAUCUCCAGUCAUGUCGGCUGACGUUCUGCAGCGUCUCAGCACCUUCACCCUGAGCGUCAAACACCUCGGCCGCCUUCCUCGCCUCUCCGACCUCAUCCCGGCCUCCCUGCCAUCGCCCAGCCCCACCGUCACCGUCUCCCAGGUCCCCAGCCUCUUCCGAGAGCCCUACAUCCUGUCCGGAUACCGUCCCCUCCGGCAGGACUGGCGCUGCUACCUCCUCAGCGUCUUCCAGCGGCACAACGAGUCGCUGAACGUGUGGACUCACCUGCUGGUGGGUCCGGUGCUGCUGCUCCGCUGGUGGGCCAACGUUAGCGCCCUGGGGUUCUCCCUGGACGCAGCCUCUCUACCUCUGAGCCUCUUCCUGGUGUCGGCUCUCACCUACCUGAGCCUCAGCGUGGCGGCUCACCUCCUGCAGUCUCACUCUGAGCAUGCCCACUACUUCUUCUUCUUCCUGGACUAUGUCGGAGUAGCCGUGUACCAGUACGGCUGCUCUCUGGGUCAUUAUUUCUACACGUCGGAGGCGGCGUGGAGGGAAAGCGUCGGGCUGCUGUUUCUACCUGGAGCCGGCUUCUUCGGGUGGCUCUCCUGCGCCGGCUGCUGCUUUGCCAAGUCCAGGUACAGACGACCGUAUCCUCUGAGGCGUAAAGUCUGCCAGCUGAUCCCCACCAGCAUGGCCUACCUGCUGGACAUCAGCCCCGUCGCCCACCGACUGACCACCGUCUCCUGGACCGUGGAGCCCUCGCAGCCCUUCCACGCCCUGCAGAUCUCCUCCUUCCUGCUGUCCGCCGUCUUCUUCUCCUGUCCCAUCCCAGAGUGCUUCUUCCCGGGCCGGUGUGACUUCGUGGGCCAGGGCCACCAGAUCUUCCACCUGUUCCUGUCCCUGUGCACUGUCUUCCAGCUGGAGGCGCUGUUCCAGGACUACAGCAGGCGGAGGGACACGGUGGUGGACGUGUUUGGAGAGAGGCAGCUGUGGUGGGCUUGUGUCUCCUUUCCCAUUCUGUUCUUCUGCUGCUUCCUGACAGCUCUGAUCACCAUGAGGCUCGUCAACGAGGAUCUGCAGAGGAAGCAGGAGAGGGAAAAGUGUUUAUAAAGACGUGAAAGGGGUUUGAGUUGUACCAAAUAAUAUGAGUCUAACAUUAAUAAUGAAAUGAAGCUGUCCAUCUGUGUUAUUGCUGAACAGUUUAACCAUCUGUAUGAGAAAAAUGUGAUUAAAGUACUUGAACAAUAAAAUAAUGUGAAACACUUU